Messenger RNA from Synchiropus splendidus (mandarinfish), 2320 nucleotides. Its product is annotated as protein Atg16l2-like. The transcript has 14 exons. Gene Ontology annotation, molecular function: protein binding. Gene Ontology annotation, biological process: negative stranded viral RNA replication; autophagosome assembly. The coding region runs from base 319 to 2067 and encodes 582 amino acids. The record is from RefSeq and is a predicted model, not a curated record. Gene Ontology annotation, cellular component: autophagosome membrane. Lineage: Eukaryota; Metazoa; Chordata; Actinopteri; Syngnathiformes; Callionymidae.
CAGGGCGGGCCACGCCCACUGAGCCGAGGAACGCGGAAGCUGCGGUGCACGAGCAGGGACGCAGCGCCCAGGACGGAACAGAACUGCGGUUCCGACCCAGGACGCGCCGGGCGUGUGACUGUGGCGCUGCUCAUGACGAGUCGACACGAAAGACGGGGCGCAAAUACCUGCGCUGACGUCAGCAGGUGCGCUGAGGAGGGCGUGGUCUGAGGGGUUCGACUGGUCUGGUCAGCCGGAUUCCUGCGGGCCGGCCGCUGAUUGGCCGCCCGCCCGCCAGCGUCCAAUCGAAGAGCCUCACUCCCGGACACGGAAGCAAUCAUGGCGAACGCGGUGGUCGCGGCGGAGGCCAGCGUCCCGGUACCGGCGCCCCACAUGACCCCGACCUGGCGCGAGCGCGGGGCGGGAGCCUGGAGGAGCCACGUGGUCCACCAGCUGAAGCUCCGUGACGCCGCGCAGCGCGACACGUUUCGGGAUCUGAUCCGGUUCUGUGAGUCCAGUUUCCAGUUCAGACACUGGUCUCCUGGAGAGAAGCGCUCUGACCAAUGGCCGUGCGAGCAGCUGGCGAGCGUCAGCACAGAGCUCCGCCUCUUCGCUGCUGGUCCAGAAGCAGCAGCUGACGAAGACCACAGGAGAUUUGGCCUUCCAGGUGGUUCAGAUGCAGCGAAGCGUCAGAUCCAAGGAGCGGCUUGUGGAGGAGCAGCGAGACAGGUGGCUCUAGCCGGCCGGACCCCCCCCUACGCCCGUCUCACUGCCCGUCUCACCCCGCAGGCUGCAGCGGCAGCAGCUGCAGCUGGACGCUGCGGCGGCCUCGCGCCUGCAGCUGCAGCGGCGAGUCCACCUCCUGCAGCAGCUCAACCUCUCGCUCAAGUCCCAGUACGACGUGCUGCUCCAGUGCCGGCGCCAGACCGAGUCCAGUCUGCAGCAGCAGAAGCAUGCCGCAGUCUCCAGGUCCGGUGGCAGAGCCAGACCACCCGUGUCUGGUCAGGUGAGUCUGUGGCCCGUCCCAGGCCCAGGCCCCGUCUGCUGACCGCCUGCCCUUCCAGGUCAGCGUCGGCCCGAUCAAGCCGCUUCCUGCUGACCCUCAGAGAGCUGUUCCGGAAGAGGCGUGGCCACUCGCUCAGCAGUUUGGACCAGGACCUGUGGCGCCCCCUGCCGGGAGGCCUGGCCAGGGUUCCGGCUCGAGCGCUCCACGUCCUGGAGGCCCACGAGCAAGGCAUCAACGCGGUCCGCUUCUGCGCGGGCUCCGCCAUGCUGGCCACCGGUGGGACGGACCGGGUGGUCAGAGUCUGGGAGGUCUCGGCAGGCUGGCUGAGCCACAGACGGACCCUGGAGGGCAGCACGGACGGCAUCACCUGCGUGGACUUCGACCCCGCGGGCUGGAGGGUGCUGGCAGCUUCCUACGACAAGUCGGCGCUGCUGUGGCGUCUGGACGACUCUGCUCCGCAGCUCACGCUCACCGGUCACAGCCGCAAAGUCACCAGCGCCAGGUUCAGCUCUCUCCACCAAGUGGCGACAGGCAGCGCUGACGGAACCGUCCGGCUGUGGGACCUGCACCGGGCCGCCUGUGUGCAGGUGGCCGACGCAGCGUCCUGUUGCAGCGACCUGCUGUGUUGCGACCGCAGCUUCAUCAGCGGACACUUCGACGGGCGCGUCCGAGUGUGGGACCACAGGAUGUCGACUGUCGCGCAGCAGUUUCCCGCUCUGGGCAAAGUCACGUCUCUGGACGUGACGCCCGACCACCGGCAGCUGCUGAGCUGUUGCCGCGACGACUGUCUCCAGCUGACCGACCUGAGGAUGCAGAAGCCGAGCUCCGCCUGCUUCAGAGCCGAAGGCUUCUCCUGCGGCGGCGACUGCACCCGGGCGGUUCUCAGCCCAGACGGACGCUUCGCGGCGGCCGGCUCGGCAGAUGGCGCUGUCUACGUGUGGAGCGUGUCCCGCGGCGGCCUGGAGACCCGCCUGCCGGACGGACACAGGUCCGCAGUCAACGCCGUGUCCUGGUCCGUGUCCGGCGAGUUCGUGGUGAGCGUGGACAAGAGCCGCCAGGCCGUCCUCUGGAGCCACGUGUGAGGAGCCCCACCUUGGGCCCGUCUGCAGCCUCGCUGUGACUGGACCCGCCCCGGGGCCUUCGUUGCCUCAUUUCUGUCACUUUUAACGUCUGUUUGCUGCAUGAAUAAAGUGCUGAGCUCCUCACUCCCGCAACCUUGUUUCCGACGCUCAGCCUGACCUUGACUGCAGCUCUCCCCAUCACCACCAGAGGGCAGGGCAGCUUCAGUAGGGCGAGGCCCCCGCCUCCCGAGCGCUUCCUGAGAGAGAGAGAGAG